AAUACCGAAGGGGGGCUUUCCAACUGAGACAUCAACAGCCAGAAGAAUAAGCGGCGGCUCCAUUUUGCUAUGUUCCCAUCUCGAUUUAAAAAAAAUAUUUACUUUAAUAUUGUUUUUACAAUGUCAGCUACCGAUAAAAAUACUCUAGCUGCCUAUUUUAAAAACGGUGGAGUUCGGUCGUUUUCAUUGUAAGCGGUUACAUUGUGGUGUUCGCGUUCAUGAACGUGCCAUUCACCGAAGCUCCAUUUCUAACAUUGUAGCUCCUGAAAAACGACGUUGCAUUGGCCAACGUUACAGAUCUGAUUCAUGUCAUGUCAGCAGGGCGGAAUGCGGACGUGCGGGAGCUGCAGAUCCCCCUCCAGCAUCGCUCUCCCUCCCUGGCUGUUCUCUCUCUGGCCCAGCGCCCCUGGCCCAGCGACCCCGAGACAGGCUUCUUACCCCAGCACGGGGGCUUCUGGGACCACUUCAUAGCCACCCCAGAGCCCAAAUACUGCUGUGAGGCCUGCAGGCUAGUGCUCUGCAACCCCAGGCAGACAGAGUGUGGACACCGCUUCUGUGAAACCUGCAUCUCUGAGCAGCUAAGCAAACCAAAUCCAGUAUGUCCAGCAGAUAUGGAGCCGCUGUUCAAAGACAAGAUCUUCCGUGAUGUGUGCUGCCAUAGAGAGAUCAUGGCUCUGAGAGUGUACUGCAGGAGUGAGAAGAAUGGCUGUAAGGAGCAGAUGAGUCUACAUCAGGUCAUGGAUCAUUUGAAUGUGUGUCCGUAUUUUGAGGUGCCAUGCCCUUUAGGAAAGUGCAAAGAGAAGAUGAUGCGCAAAGACAUUUCUGAGCACUUGAGUUGGAAAUGUAAACACAGAGAGACCACCUGUGAAUUCUGCAUGCACAAGAUGGCCAUGACUGAAUUACAGAAACACAAAGAAACCGUUUGUCCUUCAUUUCCGGUGGCCUGCCCCAAUCAUUGUACUUUUCCCUCCAUCUUACGGAGUGAGCUGACAAGUCAUCAACAUGAGUGCCCCAAGGCUCAUGUCACCUGCUCCUUUAUUCGCUUUGGAUGCAAUUUCAAGGGUCUCAACCAAGACAUGAGGGAUCAUGAAUCUAGCUUUGCCUCUGAACACCUGCGGCUGAUGGCAACCAGGAACACUACGCUGGAGGCCAAGAUGGAGGAUGUUAAAGGAGAGCUUCUGGAGCGGUACAAGGUUCUGCCAGGCCUAAGCAGCCGUCUGUCUGAAACAGAGUCUCAGUACGAGGAGAUGAGGGAGAAUAACAGACAGCUGGAGCAGAAGCUCACUGCCAUGCAGAACUUGAUGAGUUCCCACUCUGAGAAGCUUUUGGAGAUGGAGCUGGAGCUGAGGUCUCUGAGGACCAUCCGAGAGGAGGUGGAAACACUACGAGGCACCGUGGAGAGCAUUCGUUCAAGGGUUGCAACGCUAGAGGGAGGAAGGGGUGGAGCCAUCCCAGCCACACACACACUAGGUUCUUUAGAGACACAGCUCUCCCGUCAGGACGACAUGCUGAGUGUCCACGAGAUCCGCUUGGCCGACAUGGACCUGCGCUUCCAGGUCCUAGAGACGGCCUCCUUCAAUGGGACGCUCAUCUGGAAGAUCCGUGACUACAAGCGGCGGAAACAAGAAGCCGUGGCGUCAAAGACCCUGUCUCUCUACAGCCAGCCUUUCUACACUGGCUACUUUGGCUACAAGAUGUGUGCCCGGGUCUACCUGAACGGAGACGGCAUGGGGAAAGGAACCCACCUGUCUCUGUUCUUUGUGGUGAUGCGUGGCGAGUACGAUGCCCUGUUGCUCUGGCCCUUUAAGCAGAAGGUGACUCUGAUGCUGAUGGACCAGGGCCCAGCCAGGAAGCACCUAGGGGAUGCCUUCAAACCAGACCCCAACAGCAGCAGCUUCAGACGACCCACGGCAGAGAUGAACAUAGCCUCCGGCUGCCCGCUGUUCGUGGCCCAGACUGUGUUGGAGAACGGUACUUACAUCAAGGAUGAUACCAUCUUCAUUAAGGUCACAGUGGACACAUCUGACCUCCCUGACCCUUGACCCCUGGUCUGUAGAGAACAGCAGAUGUAUCUGGAUCAGGGUGCCCUUAUGUGAGAGAGAUUGCAAAAGAUGGAAUGGAGAGAGCAGAAAUAAGGAUGGCGAACAAGAAAAUAACAGAAGUUAGAAGAGUAAGGUUUCUUUGCAGAUCUCAAGGUGCAGCCUAAGCCUGCAGAAAGAGCUGGGUGGACCUCAGAGCAGUUGCCUUUGGUGCCUGUGUUGCUCACCAGAUAGGUGAGAGAAGGAAAUGGUUAUUUUUCAACCAGGCUGAAUGUUAAAAAGUCUAAAGAAUGCCUAUAUUACUCACAGCAGGGAGAGGUAUAAAUGGCAAUGGAUCAUUCUAACCCAAGUUAUCAGGAUGCAACCAUCAUCAAACUACAUGGACCCAGUGGAUGGAUGGAGGGAGGAAGGAAGGAAGGAAGGAAGGAAGGAAGGAAGGAAGGAAGGAAGGAAGGAAGGAAGGAAGGAAGGAAGGAAGGAAGGAAGGAAGGAAGGAAGGAAGGAAGGAAGGAAGGAAGGAAGGAAGGAAGUCUACCAGAAUGGAGAUAGUGAAUAUAUUUCAGUAGACAUUGAUCAUUUCUGCCUUGAAGAACAUGGGACAGUGCAUCAUCCAACACAAGUCGAGGUGUGGAGAUAGUUGGGCACGGCACAACUAUCUUCUGUAAUAUCAAAUAUCUCUGAGAACUCAUUACUUGACUUUGAUGAAACUUGUCUAAAUUAAAGCCAGAAGAUACAAUCCCACAUGACAUGUUGAAUAAGGAGAUACAAUGCUAUAUGUGGUUGUGUAUGCUGUUUGCAUUGCUGGUGAAGUUUGGUUGUAUUAUUGCAUUGUUAAAGUAUAGAAUGUAAUGUAUGUUUCUAGUCUUGUGAUUGUGUUGGAGAAAGUUGUUGAUUGACAAGCUUUUAUUAACAGGUGUCGUGUGAGCACUAGGGUGUGUCUUGUGUGCAGGCUACAGCCUGUCUCUUAUUUCAGAUUUGGUUUUAGUGGACCUGGUCUGCAUCUGAAACAGCAUCCAGCUACCUAUAUUGUGCACUACUGUUGGCCAGAGCUGUACAAAAGUAGUGCACUAUAUAGGGAUUUGGGUGCCAUUUCAGACACAGACAAAGAUGGCACAAAGGAAUGGAUACACACCGGUACAGCAAUGCCACUGUCUCGCGGAGUUAAGAAUAAGACUAGCCUUUCAUUUUGAAGAUCUAUAAAGAUCUGUAAAUUACUUCUAUACUGCUUUUUGUAACUUACACAUUGUUUUGUAAUGUUCAGAACAGAUGCUGUGCAUCAUAUUUUUUUGUAACAGUUGGGAAAACAAAAUGCCUCAUUAAAACUCCAACCAUGUUGAUUGAGCUGAGACAUAAAGUGACAGUGACUUGUUUUCAUGAUGGUUGGUGGAGAAUGUUAUUUGCACAAGUUAUGUUUGAAUGUGUAUUAAUAAAAUUGUUAAACAAAACUUGAA
This is a messenger RNA of Salmo salar (Atlantic salmon), 3490 nucleotides long. Its product is annotated as TNF receptor-associated factor 3. NCBI's taxonomy places the organism in Eukaryota, Metazoa, Chordata, Actinopteri, Salmoniformes, Salmonidae. Gene Ontology annotation, cellular component: plasma membrane signaling receptor complex; cytoplasmic side of plasma membrane. Gene Ontology annotation, molecular function: zinc ion binding; tumor necrosis factor receptor binding. Gene Ontology annotation, biological process: regulation of apoptotic process; regulation of cytokine production; regulation of canonical NF-kappaB signal transduction. The record is from RefSeq and is a predicted model, not a curated record.